Micropterus salmoides (largemouth bass) is the source of this 8345-nucleotide messenger RNA. It is a transcript of the gene rab11fip3, whose product is annotated as RAB11 family interacting protein 3 (class II). Gene Ontology annotation, molecular function: calcium ion binding. The coding region runs from base 1318 to 4641 and encodes 1107 amino acids. Gene Ontology annotation, cellular component: endocytic vesicle; midbody; cleavage furrow. The transcript has 14 exons. Gene Ontology annotation, biological process: regulation of cytokinesis; endocytic recycling. The record is from RefSeq and is a predicted model, not a curated record. Lineage: Eukaryota; Metazoa; Chordata; Actinopteri; Centrarchiformes; Centrarchidae.
AUGCGGCUGGAGGAGGAGGAGAAGGAUGGGACACUGCUGAUGCUGAUGCGAGAGCUUUCACUGUCUGUGGUCAACAUCGGUGGACUGACUGCCAAACGAUGGAGCGUUUUUGCCUCAUUCAUUACUCUUUCGGUGUCAUUGUGGGUUUCGACGAGGGACGCUGUGACAGAUGUGUUUUCUGAGACGAGAAUAACAGAAGAAUUUGAGGAGGAAAGAUCGGUUUCGUCUCGUCACUCGUCUGGCCUGUCUUGUUACUGACACAGGUGGAUUGCCGAUGGAAAACGGCAUCGAAAUGAAAACAUAAUCUUGGAGUAUCACAGAGGCGUCCAUUUCCGUAGUUACCUCUUAAACCUGGAGCUACCAUCUGUUUCAAUUUGAUCGCGAGAGAUAGAAGCUGGGUUGUUUGGCGUGUUAGCUAGCUAAUAGGCUAAUUUCGUUAGCUAGUCAGUUAGCUUCCCUGGCCAAUGGCACGAAAGACGUGGGAUGCUCGAAGGAGGAGUUAAAGGUAUGGGAAGGUUUGUCAGUCUGUUAUAUUUAGUAAACCGCCGUGUAAUGAGAGGGUUGGCAUUAUAGCUAGAGGACAGUUUAGGUUUGAGUAACGUCAACACUGGCCGCGUCGUUUCCAUCGCUGCACUGGCUCCUCAGCAAAUUAGCUCGCCGUGGAUAACAUUAAGAUAAUCGGCUAAGAGAGAUAAUGUUGACAAACACCGGCGACCUAACGCGUUAAAUUGUAUUUGUUUGAAAUUGGCUCACAAGCAAAGAUGCUGUCGCACGUUUUUGUCAGUUCAGUCCUGAGACUUUUGCCAGCUUUCAGGUCGAAGUGAAGCAUGUUGAGGCUGGAUAUGCUGAAGCUGAAACAUUUGGCAACAAACAGGAGCGGAGCUGCCGCGACAGAAAGUGACAUAGUGAGUCAGAACACAUCAGCAUCAGCAAAGACAGAGAAAUGAAUAUGAAUUUUGAGUUUAGGUAACGCUUGUAGAGAUGUGGAAGGCAACCCCUGAAGUAUUAACAAAUACAAUUUAUUAAUCCGUUGCCUGAGUGAAAUUAUUUCUUAACAUACCUUAGACAUCUACCUUAGUAAAGUCUAGUCAUACUCUUACCUUAUACAAGUAUUUAUAAAAUCACAUUACAUUCCAGCAUUUUUUUAAAAGUCCGAGGUAGACAAUGCUUCCACACAUUAAUUUAACGAUUUCAUUGAAGAUGUGUAGUGCCAUUUGAAAACAUGGCAUUGAAACUGAAGAACUGGAUCUUGACGACAGCAGUGAGAUAAAGCGUCACCGGCUUUCUCAAGUUUGCAAAGUGGAACAGCCAGUUUAAAUGGAGCCGACAGUUCUUUCUGGCCCUUUGGGGCACACACAGUGGGAGUCAGAACAGCCAUUUCCUCUUGGAUUUCACACGCUGGAUUCAGACAAUGGAGGUGUGCUCUGUCCCAACAAGAGUGGCCAGACAGGUUUGGAUUUCAGAAAUGGGGACCAGGAUCGGACAUCCCAUCAAAUUGAAAAAGACAAUGUUUUCCAGGACAAGCAUGUAGAUUUGGACAAACUCAUAAAUAUCUCUAACUUUUCUUAUGAAGAUUUGUUGUUUGAGGGAGAUCAGUCCACUGUUUCCCAAGUGUCUCUCCACAGUCCUCAUAUAGAGGAAUCGUCCCUCACAGAAAAAACUGAGGGACAUGAUGAAAUGAGUGACGGUGCUUUGUCAUUGCUGUUUUCUCCCAAUCUCACUGAUGUGAUUGGGGAAAACUGUGGUUGUGAGGAACAGAGUCUGACACAGGAGGACCCUAAUGAGAGCUCAAAUGCCCUCAGUAAGCAGGCUGAGCUAAUAAGUCUCAGUGUGCCGGUCUCUCCAUCGAAGAUUUCUGAGACCAACACAGGCGAUCCAUUUUUGUUGGUAGAUCUCUCAAAUGAACACUCUUGUCUCCCCCCAGAGUCAUCAGGUGAGUUAAACCCACAGGGUGUCUGUGAGGAGCUGGUAGACCUGUCACAAGAGGAGCAGGUGGGUCUUCCUCCCUCACAGAGCAGGGAGACUUUGUCACCUGAAACCAGAGACAAAUGUUUAUUCCCUGAUCAGGUGACUGAUCUGCCUGUAACCUGUAGCAGUACCCUGCAAGGUUUACCUGAGAACUGCCUCCCGCACAACCACAUCACCACGCCACAGGACUGUUUCGAAGGGUCUGUGCCUUUGUUGGAUUUAGAGGUUCCAGAUUGUGAUAGCAGUCUGAGCCUGUGCCCUGUCAGUCCUCCCUCUGUUAUCUGCACAGGUGUGCCCUUAGCUUUAUCAACAGAGGAGUCGGAGGUGGAACAUGCAGGAUCUACUGUAAUUGGAAAUGUGACUUCAGAGCAACAAGGUGAGCAUUACUCAUUUUCUCUGGGUUUGUCGGCUGAACCUUCAUCGCUGACGGUGCCUCUGGUUGAAGAUGCCUUCAUCCAGGGUGAUUACACCAGUGAGAGUUACUCUGCAGAAAAGGAGUCGAAGGAUUUGAUGGAAGACAGGAUUUGUUCCAAACAUCAGGAGAACGAAGCAGUGGCUUUGGAUCUGUGCUUGACUGCAGAUGAGGUCCACGACGAGGAAACCUGGGUCUUGAAACCUCAGGAGGGUGUACAGAACGGAAACAUUCCCAAUCCGACAACAGAACAGAGGGAAGAGGCGAGGUUGACCGACUCUAACCAGCUUGAAGGGCCAGAUUGUCAAGAAGUGGCUUCUUUUGAUUUCUCAGUUCAGGACUUACACACUUCUUCUCCCGAGGCUGGAUGGACUAGUGAGCAAACUGUGGAGACAAUUUCCCUCCCUAAGAUGGUGGUAGAUGACUCACUGCCAAUGGUCUCAGCUGCGAAUACGAGGGAGGAAGAUGUCUCCCCACUAAAAGCUGUGUUCGAUGCUUUAGACCAAGAUGGAGAUGGCUUCGUUCGUAUUGAGGAGUUCAUGGAGUUUGCUGCUGCUUAUGGGGCCGAUCAGGUGAAGGAUCUGACAAAGUUUUUGGAUCCCAGUGGCCUGGGAGUCAUCAGCUUUGAAGAUUUCCACCGGGGAAUCUCUGCAAUAAGCAAUGGAGGUCCAGAGCCACAGCUCUACAAUGUAAACUACAGUCCAGGGGAUGGAGCUGUCGGCUGUCCAGAGGAGUAUGACGAGCAAAAUGAGGUUACAGACAGUGCGUACCUGGGCUCUGAGAGCACUUAUAGUGAGUGUGAGACCUUCACUGAUGAAGACACAGGAGCGCUUGUACCCCCCGAGAUGCAUGAAGAUGUGGAGACGGACAGCGGCAUUGAGGCCACGCUACAUGACCCUGAAGAUGCCGGAAAUAGGUUUUCCCUGAACUCUGAGCUCCAUAACCACUCCUUGGUGACGGUCAUCGGUGGAGAGGAGGAGCACUUCGAGGACUUUGGGGAAAGUAAUACCUCAGAGUUGCUACUGGAGAGCAGCGUGGAGGGGACCGAGCAGGGGGGCGACUCCCCUCUCGUGCAGCCUCCUGAGCAGGUCAAUGGCUCCUCACUGCUCUCUCCCAGUGCACCUGCUCCUCUCCCUGACUGCUUUCAGAGCUUCCUCAGGGAGGAGGCGCUGGACUUUUUCUGUAGCCAGUGUCACAAACAAAUAAGUCGUCUCGAGGACCUCUCCACUCGCCUCAAUUUCCUAGAGAUGACUAGCGCUGGCAAGAGGCUGUCCAGCAAGAAAGUGGCAAGACAUCUUCUCCAGAACAGCUCGAUGACUCUGGACACCAUGAGUGACCUAACGCGGGACAUCCUGGAGCUCGCUGACAACGACAUCACGGACAAGGUGCUCCUCCUUGAGCGUCGAGUGGCGGAGCUGGAAAAGGAGUCGGAGGCAUCGGGGGAGCAGCACGCGCGGCUGCGCCAGGAGAACCUUCAGCUGGUGCACCGGGCCAAUGCCUUGGAGGAGCAACUGAAGGAGCAGGAGGUCCACGCUGAUGAGCAACUGCAGCAGGAGACCCGUCGUCACAAAGAGGCCCUGAUCAAGCUGGAGCGGGAGAGGGGGAUGGAGGUGGAAAACCUGCAGGCCAGGCUGCAGCAGUUGGACGAGGAGAACAGCGAGCUGAGGUCUUGUGUUCCUUGUCUUCGAGCAAACAUUGAGAGACUAGAGGAGGAGAAGAGGAAGCUGCAGGAUGAGACAGAAACCAUGUCCGACAGGCUGACGGAGGAGAUGGAGUCCCGCAGGAAGAUGGGUGACAAGUUGAGCCAUGAGCGCCACCAAAGCCAGAAGGAGAAGGAGUGCACACAGGAGCUCAUUGAAGAUUUGCGAAAACAGCUUGAGCACCUACAGCUGUACAAGUUGGAGGCCGAAGCAAAGAGAGGGCGCACACCUGGCGCAGGGCUGCAGGAAUAUCAGACCCGCACCCGCGAAGCCGAGCUGGAGCAAGAGAUCAAACGGCUUAAACAGGACAACCGCAGCCUGAAGGAGCAGAAUGACGAGUUAAACGGCCAGAUUAUCAACCUGAGCAUCCAGGGAGCCAAGAACUUGAUGUCGGCCUCCUUCUCCGACUCCCUGGCAGCUGAGAUCAACUCUGUGUCUCGUGGAGAGUUGAUGGAGGCCAUCCACAAACAGGAGGAAAUCAACUACAGACUCCAGGACUACAUUGACAAAAUCAUCGUGGCCAUCAUGGAGUCCAACCCCUCCAUCCUAGAGGUCAAAUAGACAACACGCAGUGACUCUUCAGGCUGUUAAAAAUAUUGGAGACUAAAAGAAAACUAUCAAGAGAGGAUGUGAAAAUAUCGUGACAUGAUUUUGGUAGGAAAAUGACAACACACUCAACUCAUCCUCCUCCCUCCAGAAAGAAGUUCAUGGCUGUCUGGCGGGGGAGGGAAAGAAAAAAAGAACCAAUUUUCUGUUAGAUAGUCCUUGAGCGUGUAUGUCUUAACUCUCCUAAAUACACUUGGGUUCUGGUGACUUCCAUGUAUUUGGCUAGAGGGACCCGAGUCUCCUCUGUCGAGUGAGUGAAUGUGUAAAUGUGUGCAAGAGGUCCGUAUCGUAAAGAGUAGAAAAUCUUCCCGACCCUUUCCAACAAAGUGUCAAAAAAAAAAAAAAAGAUCAGACAAUUAUACACUACCGAAAGGCCUUAAAUUAAAGGUGAUCAAAAGUAUUCAUUAAUUAUACGUACCAUAUAUGCCUCAGUUCGAUUUAGGGAAGUGUUACUGGGAUGGUGGUGGUACAGUAUGUGGGCUGUGAUCUCCUGAACCAGGCUGAAUCGAGUUUUAAUCACAAGUGAGAAAACCGUAUGAAGCACUGGGAGAGGUGAUCGCAGCAGCAAUUUCUCUUUUUGAAUUUGUCUUUAAUAUGUUUAAAGCUUGAUGUGCUGUCUACCUGUCCCCACAACAGUCCUUUUGAUCAAGUCCGAAGUACUUUCCUGUGAACCCAAGUGACGGACAUUUCUAUACCUGGAGGGUUGUUUUUUUUUUGUGUGUGUGUGUGUGAGGUGUUUGACAUUUGCUCUUGUGUUACUUAAAGGCACUAGGAGGAAUAAUAUAAGCUUCAGUAUCUCAAAUGAAGGAACUGGGUGGUUUAUACUUAGCCUCAUCUCAUUUUUUGUUUUUUACAAUGAAACAGGGUCCUGGAGCUCAGGUGGGCUGGAAACCUCCAAUGGGGAAAAACUUACUACAUUUCCCAUCACUCCCAGGCACAAAUAUUAGAUAACUCAAACUUAUCUCACUAAGUGUAGACUGUGGGUACUGUAACUGACAAAAUGUAACCUGCUCAUACUGAUGGGUUCACUUUGUAAACCUCCGAACACUUGAACUAAGCAUGAAGGGAAACUGAUGAGUGAUUCUUGUAAGUACAGCCCUCCUGACCCCAGUGUUCCGCUGCUGAGUGAAAGUGAUGGGGAGCAAGCUUAUCCAGGUAACGAGACCCUUUUAUUUUGAUUUAUUGUCGACCUGCAAAUGUUAUCAAGACUGAAAAAUGAGAAGUUGUGAAUAAUCAAAUGGUUGUACUUUGCACUAAGUUUUGUUUUGAAUUCAUUAUUUUUUUGUUGAUAGAAAAAAAAAGUUUAUUGUGAAGGGAUCAAAUCAUAAAUGAAGAUAGUUUUGAAGCCCCUAUAAAGAUGAUAGUGAGCGGGAUUUGUUGCUACUGACAUCCCAGCAAAGCUGGGACUGGUGUUGGCUGCAGACAUCCCACUCAUGUAAAAGGAACAUCACACUACAUGUAAUGCCAUAUUGAACUGGAAAUAUUCAAGAGUACUACAACACUUUGCAGCCAUGUCUUGGAUGGGUUUAAUUACCAUUUACAUACUGUAUUUUUUUUCAGCCAUCGGGAGUUCAGAGAAGCUUUUUUUCUGGCUGUUGGUAUCUUUUUCCAGUCCUGAUCUACAGAUAUAAUACUGAAGAGACACAGCAGACUUUGGUAGCAAUAAUGCUUGGCAACAAAGUGGACAUUGGUGGAGGGCAGAUGAAACAAACCUGCUCUUAAUUUCCCCUGUUGAAGCAAAUUCCGCUUUUUCGCAGACGUACGGACUGAUUUUGGAUUGAUGCUUAUCUGUACCGUGCAGCCGUCUCAAUAACCAUCUUAUGUGGACAUUUCCUUCUGACUCAUAAACUGGACACAAAUGUCGGAUUUACCUACCUGACAUUUUGACGGACUUAUAGUUGAAGGGAUAGCAGUGAGAGGUUGUUUUUCUCCAAACAGCAUGGCGUUCUGCACCAAUAUGCUAAGAAGAAUUCCUAUUUUUCACCCUGUUCACCUCUUUCUCACUGCUUUUCUUCACCUGCCACUCAUGGAAAAAUGGCCUUGGAUGUAAAUGACUUGUACAUGUAAAGUUUUUUCUACACUCAUUCUAGAUUCUAGGUAUUUUUAUAGUCCAAAGAAAAAGAACAUUUCUUCUUCUUGUCUUAUGCUGAGAGACAGCUGCCUGUAUUCUUUUCUAGCAUGUAGCGUGUACAGUAUCCGUUUAUUUUUUUCAUCUUGUUUUAAACAACAGAUAUUUAUUCAUCAUUUGACACAAACGACAACUCACACUCUGUGAUCUGUCCUGCUGAAAAUAUGUUUGUACAUUUUGGAAUUCACAAAGAGCGAUUAAUUUGCGCUGAAUGAAUGUGGGAGAUUUUCUUGAAAUAAGAAAAACUGUUCAAAGGUAGUUCACGGUGUCUUUGGGGGUACUCGUUGUUGCAGACGCUUGAAUGUGACCUGCUGCAGAGUGGUCGUUUGUUGAGGUUGUUGCACUCUUCCAUAAUGCUGGCGUUGCUGUGACCUCUUCAGGGUUGUGCUUUUAGAAAUAUGGCAGAGUCUGCAGUUUCUACUGUUGUCUUCCCAGAUGGAGUGAGGUCCUGCAUGGAAACACCUAUUUUUAUUGUAUAUCUCUGAUUCAGUCAUUUUCACUUAACGUUUUGACUGACUUAUCAUAUGCUAUAAUUUCUGUUAGUGGAGUCGUAGGUUGUGAGACCUCAUAAUGUCAACACAGGACACCUAAAACCUCAAACCCAGGCUUGCUGAGUUCAGCUUCUUGCCUUUUAGUGUGACUGGAGGUUUGUCCCAACAGAUUUAAUACUUUAUUCUUUGUAGUAAUGAAUCAUUAUUUUGCAUUGCAAAGAGGAAAUGGGAUGACACUUGAACACAGGAGGCUAUACUACUUAAUUUUUAGUAUCUGAAGAAAGUUUGGAGACGAACAUGACCGGCAACAGAAUAACUAGACAGUGAGACCACAGAGCUGACGAAGCAUUCCUGGAGUUGAUUGCACUUUAACUAGGUCCAAAUUUCUCUAUUUUAACUCCUGCUUUUCAGUAUGACCAAAGACAGAUGUUUGAAUUUAAACUGAUCAUUUAAUCUAUCAGGGUCCGUGAUCGCGCUUUUGGAAACAUUUUCCUUUUCUUAUAAAUCAUAAAUCAACAGACUCUGAGCUUGCCCUUACAGAAACAAACAAACUGGCCUGUUAGUCUAAACACUGUGCCUCCGUGUCUCAAACUUUGUCUCUAAACUAACCUGAUGAUGAGCCCUGGGGAACGCACUGACCAUGUGACUGUCAGUUUGUUAAAUUAUAGUGAUGAAACCUAAACUGUAAAUAUGAAUUUUUGUGAUUUCUUUCUCUCUCUCUCACUCACUUCCAGUGUCCAAAGAAAGUUUUGCUCACGGCACAAACAUCACUACUGUAGUAGUUCAUGGCUUGCCAUUAUGUGACAUGGGAAGAUUAAAAGAGAAUAUUGUAGAAAAGAGAAAGUUAAAUUUAUGCCUAUUUUCAAAGAUAAAUGUAUAAAUUAUAGUAUUGGUUACAGCUGUAUAUUAUUUUUGAAGCUUCCCCAAAUGAUCGAAUCCUAAUUGUUACAGGGGGAAAUAUAAUUUCAGUCAUUGUAAAAAGAGAAAAAUUAAAGGUAAGCAGUGAAAGUAAGAUUAGCAAAAUAAAUGGAAUAAAACAA